ACCCACUACCGAACCCUCUUAAGUUCUUAACAAACUUUUCCUUUUCUCUGUAGAUGCGAAGGUCUUUGUGGCUGGUCAGCUCUCAGCGCAAUAAAUUUGCUCGUUUCCAUGGCCGACGUCGCUUCUUGCAAUCCUCUCCAUUCUACAAGACCCACCAUUCGGGUUUUGGCAAGCUACAAAACUUAGCAGUUCACUCUUCACCUUCCAAUUUCCUUCCCAACUUCACCGGAGAAAAAGCCUCCCGCCGGCAAUGACGCCGACCAGGAUUUUCGCCGGACUGUUCCUUCUCCUCGCCCUCUAUUGCGCCCUCGACCCAUUCAAGCACAGCGCAAUCUCCGAUUUCCCCGAUUACGUUUCCCACCCCGUGGAGAUGCCGCCGUGGUCGCUGGUUCCCACCGAGAGAGAUGAGCUGAACUCGCUGCAGAAGUCGGAAAUCAAGUUCCUGGGUCAAAUUCAAGGCCCCGAGAGCUUGACCUUCGACCCUCUUGGCCGCGGGCCUUACACUGGCAUUGCUGAUGGCAGAGUCGUGUUCUGGAAUGGCGAGAAAUUUGUUGACUUUGCUUACACUUCCAGCAAUAGGUCAGCAAUAUGUGACCCUAAGCCUUCCCCGUUGGGAUACUUGAAGAACGAGCACAUCUGUGGCAGGCCAUUGGGGAUCCGAUUCGAUAAGAAGACCGGUGAUUUGUACAUUGCAGAUGCGUAUUUCGGGCUGAUGAAGGUCGGACCUGAAGGUGGAGUAGCAACAUCGAUUGCUACCGAGGCAGAAGGAGUUCCAUUCGGGUUUACUAAUGAUCUAGACAUUGACCAAGAUGGCAACAUCUACUUCACUGAUAGCAGUACCAAGUACCAGAGAAGGAACUUCAUGCUGCUGGUUUUCUCAGCAGAAAACAGUGGGAGAGUUCUAAAGUACGAUCCAAGCACGAAGAAGGCCUCUGUCCUUGUGAGAAACCUUCAAUUCCCAAAUGGGGUGUCUCUAAGCAAAGAUGGCUCCUUCUUUGUCUUCUGCGAAGGAGCACUCGGCGUAUUGCACAGGUACUGGCUAAAAGGAGAGAAAGCCGGCACUUCAGAGAUACUUGCAGUUUUGCCUGGAUUUCCUGACAACGUCAGGACUAACAAAGACGGCGACUUCUGGGUAGCAAUCAACUGCAGAAGAUCCUACUACAUUAACCUAUGCGCCAAGUUCCCAGCUUUCAGGACAUUCCUGUUGAAGCUCCCGAUUUCAGCCAAGGUUCACUUCCUGCUUCACAUUGGAUGCAGACCACAUGCCUUGGUCGCCAAGUACAGCCCAGAAGGCAAGCUGAUGCAGAUAUUGGAGGAUCGUCAAGGGAAAGUGGUGAAGGCGGUUAGCGAAGUGGAGGAACGAGACGGGAAGCUGUGGAUGGGGAGCGUGUUGAUGCCUUUCGUCGGAGUUUAUAGCUUGGAGUAAGUAGUAAGAUACAGAGAGGGAGUUGAAUGGUAUAGAAUAAGGUUGGUUUGUGUUUGUUCUGCCCCAUAUAGGAACUGAAAAUCUUCUAUUUCCCAGAAUCCUACUAUAAGGACUUGUUUGUCGAAACAGGAAAAAUACAGGGACUAUUGUGUAAAUUACCAUGACCAUGUUUUGAUAGUUGCGUGAAAAACGGGGGAAAAAGGAGGCCGGAUCCGUGCGUGUACAAUAUUAUUAAUUUUUAAAUUUUAAUUCUACCUUUUCCUUAUAAAUCGUGGGCACUAUU
Molecule: messenger RNA, 1709 nt
Organism: Linum trigynum
Lineage: Eukaryota; Viridiplantae; Streptophyta; Magnoliopsida; Malpighiales; Linaceae
Source: the annotation of a GenBank genome assembly